AUGCCGAUAAAAUUCACAAAAGACCAUUUCAAAUGGACAAAUGGACGCGGUCUCACACAGCGGCCAAUUCUGUAUUCACAAAAAAAGAAUACAUAUGGAUUAGGAAAAAAGGAACACUCGUCGGACCAGUGGUGGGAGAAGGCCUUCGAUAACCAGCUCAAGAACCUCGACGUGUCUGGCGGCGGCGCAUCCGGCGAAGUUACGGUAAAGCAGACUGCGCCGAUCUCAACCGCAAUUGGAAUGGAGAAAAUGGCGAAGUACUACAUUCGCUUUGUGAAGGGAGGAAUACUAGAGGGAGAAGUUGAGAAAAUGGUGAAGGAAGUUGAAGAAAUCCCAGAAGAUAUCUCAACGGCCAGUGAGGCAGAAAGGAAGCUUCAGGGGAAGAAAGAGAAGAGGGCAAAGAAGGAAAAAAAGAGUAAGCGGGAUAAGAAGCGGAAGACUGGCGCGGUGAAGGUGGAGAGUAAAGAGGAGCGAAGAGGGAGAAAACGGUUGAAACGGUUGGUGCAGAAGGAGCUGGAGCUCUUAAAGAUUGGGAAAACGUUUUGUAGUGCCAAGCUGGGCGUAUAA
This is a messenger RNA of Morchella importuna, 567 nucleotides long. RefSeq lists its product as uncharacterized. The record is from RefSeq and is a predicted model, not a curated record. The transcript has 4 exons. The coding region runs from base 1 to 567 and encodes 188 amino acids. Lineage: Eukaryota; Fungi; Ascomycota; Pezizomycetes; Pezizales; Morchellaceae.